UUAAGCAUUACCAUUGAGUCCUGCACAACUCCACUGUGAACCCAACACUUUUUGUGGCGACGAGGAUUAGAACUCUGCUGUCUGGACAGAGCAGCAGAAUAGGAAAAGUGCAGAAAAGAGAACUCACAGGACAAACUUCAGAUCCACUGCAGACAUGGCUACCCUGGGACACAUGGAGGAAUUUGAUGUAAGUGACCCUUCUUCUUGGGACUCAUAUGCAGAGAGACUUUCUUACUUCCUAGAAGCAAACACAAUAGCUAACCCUGAGCAAAAGAGGGCAGUGCUACUGACUGUCUGUGGGCCUAAAACAUUUGCAGUCAUCCGCUCACUCACUGCCCCGGCCUCUCCAAAAACAAAGACUUAUGAGAAGUUACUAGCAAUGUUAAAGGCACAUUUUUCUCCAACACCAUCUGUCAUUAUACAGAGAUUUCACUUCCACAAAAGAAACCAAAGAGCAGAUGAAACAAUUUCUACCUAUAUUGCAGAAUUACGGCACAUAGCAGAGCAUUGCCAGUUUGGAGAGUUCCUAAAUGAUAUGCUGAGAGAUCAAUUAGUCUGUGGGAUUCAGAAUGAGGCCUUGCAGCGCCGGCUUCUCGCUGAGCCUAACCUGACACUUGCAGCUGCGCAGGAGAAGGCCUUGGCUGCAGAAACUGCACUUUUACACACUAAGGAAAUUCAUCAUACAGCAACCAGUGUGCACACCAUAUCCUCCAAACAGGGAAAUGACAUUCAUUUUCAAAACAACAAACCAAAAGACUAUUUUGCAACAAAUGCAUCACCAUUUACACCAUGUAUUGGAUGUGGUGGUCAGCAUAGACGCUCUGUAUGCCCUUUUAAGAAUGCUGUCUGUCAUUACUGCAAGAAGAAAGGCCAUGUAAUACGUGUUUGCAAAGCAAGGGUUAAUCAGGAAAAACAAAGUGAUUAUGCAAAGUUUUCACAUAAAAAAUUACCAACAAAUAAAGGGGCAGCCACUGGAACAGAGGUCAACCAGCUGUAUCAUAUCCAACGUGUCAACAUGUGA
Molecule: messenger RNA, 1021 nt
Organism: Xenopus tropicalis (tropical clawed frog)
Lineage: Eukaryota; Metazoa; Chordata; Amphibia; Anura; Pipidae
Exons: 2
Coding region: 155-1021 (288 amino acids)
Source: RefSeq, a predicted model, not a curated record